CAAAUUGCUUGCCCGCUUCAUAUUGCUACUGUUUAUUAAUUGCUACCUAGGAGCACUAAGUGUACGCAUGCCAGUUCUAACCAUUCGGUCAGUUGAAUCCUUCACAACUAGUUCCUUCUGAAUCAUCUGCUCGUUCGGGCGUGUUUCGCUUCGUUCAGCAACAAUGCCAACGUUGAGCGGGCGUUUGCGUCAAUCCGUCCGAGUGCAAGUGUUCCGCGAGUACUGUGCCAACAGCUCCAUUCACGGUGUACGUUACUUCGAUCGUGAUGAACGUACGGCCUGUGAAAGAUUCUGGUGGCUGGUGGUCUUUCUUCUCUCUAUGCUGGGCUGUUGCGUGAUGAUAUACAAGGCGUACGUGAAAUGGAACCAAACUCCAAUCAUUGUUACCUUUUCGGAGAAAACCACUCCGGUUUGGGAUAUUCAUUUUCCUUCCAUUACUAUCUGUCCCGAGACAAAGGUAUACGCAAGGACGCUUAACCUCACUGCUGAAAUGGAAAUAUUGUUGAAGGAUUACAAUGACAACAACGGCACAUCUGACCGGGAGUCCAUCGAACAGUUGAAAGCCGUCGCACAGCUGUGCAACACGAUGUUUCACUUCAAAUAUGACUUUUUGCAGUACCUAAAUGGUACUAAGGACAAUGUCAUUUUCAUGAUGAAGAAGCUGUCUUUGUCACGCCACGAUACACUUGGGUUUUGCCAAUACAGUAACCAAUACAUGCUCUGUGCCGAGCAUUUGAAGGAGACGCUCACCGACGAGGGUUUCUGUUACACCUUCAAUGUGAUGCCGGAAGAGGACAUCUUUCGCAAAAGCUCACUCCACACGGACUAUACGUACACGGAGAGUUGGUUCUCUAUCUCGGAACAUGAAUCACUGGCACCACUGUACGCCCGUGGUGCAGGAUUGCAUGCUGGACUUUUACUAUAUCUAAAGCAAGCAAAGGAAGACGUGGACUACAUGUGCACGGGGUUCUCGCAAGGGUACAAGCUUAUGAUCCAUGAUCCGGGCGAGUACCCGCAGGUGUCGAUGCGCAACAUGCGCAUACCGUUUGGUCACGAGAUCUCGAUCGCGCUCAAGCCUCAAAUGAUGAUCACCUCUCAAUCGGCUGCCGAUUUUAGCUGGGAGAAGCGUCAGUGCUUCUUCAAUCACGAGCGUCAUCUUCGAUACUUUAAGAUCUACAACCAAGAAAACUGCGAACUAGAAUGCUUGACAAACGUGACGCAGGCAAUGUGUGGGUGUGUUCGUUUUUCAAUGCCACGAUCAAACGACACGAAAGUUUGCCCAUUGUCGAUGUUUCAUUGCAUGUCCGAUGCCAAAUGGAUUGUGUAUGACAUUGACGAUCCUGAUCGUCCAGUCAACGAAAAGAUCACGGCAAUGGUCAACAGAUGUAACUGUUUGCCAGCAUGUAGCUCAAUAUCUUACGACGUGGAAACUACGCAAAGUAAGCUGGAUCUGGAAAAGUUUCUGCACGUUAACCAUGUGUAUGAAUCAGACAAGUUUUAUAUUACAACGAUAGCGAUUUACUUCAAGGAGACGUACUUCAUCACCUCGAAACGAUCGGAGCUGUACGGAUGGGUAGACUUUCUGGCAAACUGUGGUGGACUGUUAGGCUUGUUCAUGGGUGUGAGCAUUCUUAGUCUGUUGGAGAUAUGUUAUUUCAUUACGAUUCGACCAUUUACAGUGAGGAAGAGAUUAGGUAGGUUGGAUCAGCACAAAGCAAAUGAAGUCCACAAUUCACUGCUGGCCGUUGUUACUAAAACUGAAUAG
Messenger RNA from Anopheles coluzzii, 1765 nucleotides. Its product is annotated as pickpocket protein 28-like. NCBI's taxonomy places the organism in Eukaryota, Metazoa, Arthropoda, Insecta, Diptera, Culicidae. Gene Ontology annotation, biological process: sodium ion transmembrane transport. Bases 164 to 1765 code for a protein of 533 amino acids. Gene Ontology annotation, molecular function: ligand-gated sodium channel activity. The transcript is spliced from 4 exons. The record is from RefSeq and is a predicted model, not a curated record. Gene Ontology annotation, cellular component: membrane.